AUGGCUUUCUUCUUACUCGGUUUUUGAAUAUCUUUUUCUCUACUAAACGGUUAAAAAAUAUAUCUGAUUAGAUCUGUUGUACUUUAAUUUAGGCGAAGAAACCUAAAUUGCUCGACAGUGAUGCUGCUAAGGAAACCUUCUUCGAGAGAACCAGACAGCCCCGGGUUAGGAUUUCCGUUGAGGGAUACGACGCUUCGCUUCCCGAGGAAGAUAUCAAGAAGACGUUGAUUAAUCACUUCAGUUCAUGUGGCGAAAUUGUUUAUGUAACAUUCUCUGAAGGCCGUGUUGGACGUUCAUUUAUCAUUCUUCGCGGAUAUGGCGCAAAAUUGAAAGCGUUGCAGCUUGAUGGAAGUGACGUGGGAGGAUGGAACGCCAUUGUUAGGGUUACACCGGAAGAAGACAUGGAGACUGAUUGUUUUGCAGCCAAUCUUUACUUAGAGACAUACUAUGACGAAAGAUUUAGGUUUGGCAUCACCGUUAGUGGAUAUGACACUUCGCUUCCUGCGGAUGAGAUCGAGAGCAUUUUGAGGAAACACUUCGCUUCUUGCGGAGAGAUGACACGUGUUUUUGUCAAUACUCUCGACGACAUUGCUUAUAUAUAUUUUGUGGAUCAAGAAGGGGAAGACAAGGCGCUGCAAGGUGAUGGAAUUAGUGAAGUGGGAGGAUGGAGAAUAGAAGCUACUCCCGUAGCAAAAGCCGAACCAAAACCGAAUAUGGAUAUCCCUCCUCCCCGAGGCCGCCAACGUAAAUCUCGCUUUAGCUACUGUAACCCAGCACAUUGUAUAAUGAUGGCUGACGAGACCCAUGAGAAGAUCAUGGCUUUUAAGAGGAAGAGAGGGUUGGUGUAGGAGAACUCUCUCCCUUCUCUCUUAGUCUCCUGGGUGUUUUUUAAAUCGAUCGUGUGAUAUACAAUGCAACCUUUGUCUUUCU
This is a messenger RNA of Thlaspi arvense, 930 nucleotides long. NCBI's taxonomy places the organism in Eukaryota, Viridiplantae, Streptophyta, Magnoliopsida, Brassicales, Brassicaceae. The record is from the annotation of a GenBank genome assembly.